AUGUCCGAUCCAGCGCGAGGCGCCGAGACGACGCCACUGCUGAACGUCGUCGAAACCAGCGAGCGCUCGCGAGGGUCCCAGACGCGCGCGAAGUCAUCGACGAAAAAGUUCGUCGCCGUCGCCGGCGGCGUCGCUCUCUUCGGCCUCGGCGCGGCGGUCUCGUUCGACGACGGCGAAAGAUUCGCGGCGUUGGGGUCUCGAUUGAGCGCGUUGCGCACGCAGCGGUGGGAGAAUGCGAGGGCGCGAAGGAUUCGCGACAAAGCCGUGGCUGAAGCCGGGAUGGCGCCGAAGCCAGAUCCGACCGCCCCGAAAGUUCCCGUGACAUUUCGCGUGCUCACGAGCUGCAUCGAUGAUCGCGUGCGAGCGUUGGCGCCGGCCGGUUUCUUCGACGCCGCGAUCGUGGAUGCGCGCGUUGUGAGUCAUAACUACGAGACGUACGGGCCCAAGAACUUUUUCGCCUGGAAAAACGGUCACAAGAUGACGCCAUUCGAUGAUCCCAGAGCGUAUGGAUCCGGAUUCCAGGUCACAACGGAUGCGAUCGACUGGGAGUUCGGAUUCGCGCUUAAGAACGCGAACGGGGUGAAGUGGUAUGAAAUUGGCGUUGGCAAGCGCGGCGUGAAGAAAGGUUUAGCGGCGGUCAAAGCGCCGUUGGCUGGACUGAAUAUCAACGGCGACGACGGCGAGCCAGGGUGCGCGCAGUUAUACGGUGAUUAUUUCAAUCGGGCGUUCACCAGAGAGGAGAAGGAGGGUAACGUCAUAUCGUACGUUUUCGGCUCGUGCGCCGAGACUUGCGUGCCGCCGCCCCCGCCCCCGCCGCCGCCGUCACCAUCGCCGCCACCACCGCCACUACCGUCACCAUCGCCGCCAUCGCCGCCACCACCACCGCCACAAUCUAUCGCCGACUUGGGACAAUGCAUGAACGUGAACAUCCAUGCCUCGAAAAAUCCGACGACGGUGGACACCGAGCAUUUUGCCGCGACGGAGACAAACAACGAUUGGAACUUCGACCACCAAGGUCUCUACAAAAUCAGCACAUCAAGAACUCUCAACGCUUCCAGCGUGUACUACGCAAACACAGUGUCGACCGAUCCCGAGCAAAUGUGGUUUCAAAAUUAUCGGCGUACAACGUCGAUGUCGUACGCGUCUGGCUCGAUUCAAAUCAACGCCCAAAAUACGCCGCGUGAUCAAAACAAGGAGUGGUCCAGCGAGGCGAUCAGCGCUUCGCGUGUCGAUAUUUUGAAAACAUCUUCGUUGACCGCAUCCGGCACGAAGCUCGGGGCGGGCGUAGUGUAUCUCGGUUCGGGAAGAGGGCAAACAUCGGUCACGGUGAACCACAAUUUUGACACGACGGGGGAAUACGUCGUAUUUGCCAUGGUCGUGAACGCAAAGGCGAACAACCAGCCGGCGAACCGCGUCAUCAGCGAUGGAUUCGGCGCCCAUAUUUUCGACAAGGCCGCCAACGCCUUCAAAGUCCAAUACGGUCGUCACACCAAAACUCAAGGUUGGGGCGACAGUGACUACGUCCUUCACUGGCUGGCGUUCAAGACGUCGUCCAAUCCUUCGACAGCUCACGGCACCGUCGUCGCGGCGAACAUCGUCGACGUCCCUAAUACCGACGCCUAUCGCACCGGCGCCUACAACACGCUCUGUGUGAGGCACGAUCUCGGGACGUCAGCGUAUAAAUGUUUCGCCCAAGUCGUCGCCAAAAUGCCUGCAUCCAAGUGGACGACGAGCUCAAACGCCCUCUUCGUCGUAGAGUGCGAAGCCUCCGAGAAUUACGUAUACUUCUCGAUGGCGUACACUGGAACGUCAACCUCAAGCCCCGUGUCCUCCGGAAACGUCGAUUACACGCAGCUUUCGAUCGAGUACAUGCUCGUGCGUGACUAG
This is a messenger RNA of Ostreococcus tauri, 1887 nucleotides long. Its product is annotated as unnamed product. Bases 1 to 1887 code for a protein of 628 amino acids. The record is from RefSeq and is a predicted model, not a curated record. The transcript has a single exon. Lineage: Eukaryota; Viridiplantae; Chlorophyta; Mamiellophyceae; Mamiellales; Bathycoccaceae.